UGUGAGGCUGACAACGCCUUUACUGCUCCCCACCUUACCUAGAAUGGCACUGCCUUCGCCCUCGUACUUGACAGCGCACAUGCACUUUUUAGCUCGCGACCCAAAGUACGAACACGAAAAGCCUUACACGCUUCGAUACGUCCCAAGCCCUAACGACGGCAUUCCUCAGAGUAACAUUGACAGAGUCCAACAUGAAGUCAAGUUCCACGACCUGCGCCUUCGGUCCUUGGACUACAACGAGUGUGGCUUCACAGUGACCAACUGUUCGUCCGCCUUGCAGUAUGACGACUACGCCAACACAGAUAUGAUCGAGAAGAUCCACGCUCCCGAAGUCAUGGUUGCGGUGAGACUGGCUCUAGCGGCCUCAUCAGUUGACUUGCUUGACUACGUGGUGCGCCGGCGACAUCCGAACUGGCCAAUUGCAACAGGAAAUUCAUACGCUUUCAACCAGCCUGCUUCAAGGGCGCAUAUCGACCAUACCUACGAAGGUGGCAGGUCCAUUAUUCAAGAAACCUUUGGGGAGAAGGCAGACUCAAUCUUGGGGCGACGCUGGCAAUGUGUCAAGUAAGCCUUAAUCUUGCACUUCUGUUCUCAACACAAC
Messenger RNA from Colletotrichum phormii, 601 nucleotides. RefSeq lists its product as uncharacterized. The transcript has 3 exons. Lineage: Eukaryota; Fungi; Ascomycota; Sordariomycetes; Glomerellales; Glomerellaceae. Gene Ontology annotation, molecular function: oxidoreductase activity. The coding region runs from base 44 to 568 and encodes 174 amino acids. The record is from RefSeq and is a predicted model, not a curated record.